GGGAUGGCAGGAGCCGAGGAGCAGCUUCACCAUGGAAUACGAAGCCAAGAAAGGGAAGAAGGGCUUUGUGUCCCCCAUCCGAAGGCUGGUGUUCCCCAAGGCUGCGCGCCAGGCUGCCUUCAGAAACAAUGUCAGUCGCAGGCCCCUGCACUCUAUGCCUCUUUAUCCUCCAGACUACCUCAUUGACCCCCACAUCCUGCUGUGUGAUUACCUGGAGAAAGAGGUCAAGUUUCUGGGUCACCUCACCUGGGUGACUUCCUCACUGAACCCCUCCAGCCGAGAUGAGCUCCUGCAGCUGCUGGACACCGCCAGGCAGCUGAAGGAGUUGCCUCUGAAGACCACACCGGAGCAGGACAGCAUCCUGAGCCUGUCUGCACGCUGCCUGCUGCUCACCUGGCGCGACAACGAGGAGCUCAUCCUGCGCAUCCCCACGCACGAGAUUGCUGCUGCCUCCUACCUGCAGGACGAUGCUCUGCAUCUGCUAGUGCUUAAGACCGGUCUGGGCGUGGACCCGGUGCCGGCAGGCAUGGACGGCAGCCCCGGAGGUUCAACGGGUCGGGAUUCCGGCCCUCCAGGCGCCGUGCCCGAGAAACGACGGGUGGGCACAGCCGAGCGACGCCACACCAUCUGCAGCCUGGACUGGCGCGUGGCGUGGGGCGGGGGCGCGGGCGCCGAGGCCCGGGCGGCAGGAGGCGGCGGCAGCCUGGAGCGGCAGCGCGCGGGAGUGAGGGCGUCGGGUAGCUGGGAGCGGCGACAGACGUUCAGCGGCAGCUGGGAGCGGCGGCACGCGGGCGGCGGCGCGGGCAAGCCGGGUGGCAGCUGGGAGCGGCGGCAGGCGAGUGGCGGCGUCGGCGGCAGCUGGGAGCGACGCCACCCCGGCCCCAACCCACUGGACCCCCAGAACCACAGCCCCGACGCCUACUGCAACCUGGUCAUCCUGGCUGUGGCAAACAGGGAUGCUGCUGAGGAGUCCUGUGCGCUCAUCUGUCAAGUCUUCCAGAUCAUCUACGGGGACCAGAGCAUCGAGUGUGUAGACCGGGCUGGCUACCACUACAGAUCCACACCAAAGCGGCCGUGGCUCUCCAGCUGCAGUGAGAGCUGCCACACAGAUGGGACGUUUGCCUACGAUGCCGACCUGAGCUGCUGCAGCUCCUUCAAUGGCUCCCAGGACACAUUUGAAGCGUCCUACAGUGGUGCAUCCACGCCAUCUUUCCACGGCUCCCGCUGCAGCAGUAUCGACCACAGCAGCUGGGCCUUCGAGCAGCUACAGGAUUACAUGGUCACGCUGCGGAGUAAGUUGGGUCCUCCUGAGAUCCAGCAGUUUGCGUUACUGCUACGAGACUAUCGCCUGGGGCUGCCUAUCCAGGACUACUGUGCAGGCCUCCAGAAACUCUAUGGGGACCGUCGGAAGUUCCUUCUCAUUGGGAUGCGGCCCUUCAUCCCAGAUCAGGACAUCGGCUACUUCGAGGGCUUCCUGGAGAGUAUGGGUAUCCGCGAGGGCGGAAUCCUCACCGACAGCUUCGGCCGCAUCAAACGCAGCAUGAGCUCCACGUCUGCCUCUGCCGUGCGCAGUUACGACGGGGCGGCCCAGAGGCCCGAGGUGCAGACCUUCCACCAGCUGCUGGCCGAUAUCACGCAUGACAUCGAGGCACUGGCCCCCGACGACGACGACGUCUACGAAGAUGUCUCCCCAAGCGGGGGCGACCAGGUUGAAGACAACUACCUGUAGCUCCGCGGCACACUUGCCCAUAUGACACCAUCCCCAAGGUGCCUAGGCUCCUGGGUUCCCAUCUGUGCCUUCUUUCACUGCAAGUGGGUUCGCAGGGCUUCAGUCCCUGCAAUACCGAGAAAAUCCUGCAGAGGGCGGGAGAGCCAGACUCUAGAGUGUUCUUCAAGUUAAAGAAUCGCUCCACCUACUGGCCGACAGAAAAGAUUUCCAAUUCACGCCCCACUUUCUGCAACCCUGCCCAACCCCAAACCAGAAACAUUUCCAGAACCCAGAGACUUCUCUCUUUGGGGGGAUUUGUUUGUUUGUUUUUAAGGGAAUGGAUAUGAGGGAUCGCCAGGUCCUUGGAUAUCGAUACCAAUUUCCACAUCUCUAUGAUAAUUUCAGCUCCGCCCUUCCUCACAGGUGGUCAUCGGGAAGAAUGGAGGGCAAGACCUUAGCGUUGGACCUAGCAUGUUGUAAAUGCUCAAUAAAUACUGUUUCUCUCCGC
Messenger RNA from Grammomys surdaster, 2216 nucleotides. It is a transcript of the gene Ccm2l, whose product is annotated as CCM2 like scaffold protein. The transcript is spliced from 10 exons. Bases 32 to 1729 code for a protein of 565 amino acids. The record is from RefSeq and is a predicted model, not a curated record. Gene Ontology annotation, biological process: heart morphogenesis. Lineage: Eukaryota; Metazoa; Chordata; Mammalia; Rodentia; Muridae.